GCGAUUGGGUGAGAGCUGCGCGCGAACAAAACAUUCGAACAAAACAGCUUCCGCAAUUGAGGAGUCAAGAUACAUGCCAUUUUCAAUGAAAAUCUGUAAAAUAAAUAAACGCAAAUAUGCAAAGCGAUAAAGUUGAAGAACUCACGGACAAGUUAGAAGGAUAUCUUUCUUUAGACACGGGGAAGAUGGACAAAUACGACAGGUACCGGCAGGAGGGGAAGGAGGCUGCCAUGCGUGGUGAGCUGCCUCGUGCCCUUGAGCUGUUUCAGCUGGCUUACCAGCUUCAGCCGAGUGACAAGCUAAAGAAACGGGUCCAGGCCAUACAGAAUCUCAUUCAGAGAGAUGAGGAGGAAGAUGAGGAGGAGGAAGAAUUUGUGGAUGUGAAUGGUAGUGGAUUGAAACUUUAUAAAGGGCUCUACGACAAACUGUAUGACCAUCAGAAAGAGGGUGUGGCAUUCCUGUACAGUCUCUACCGAGAUGAAAGGAAAGGGGGAAUCUUGGCUGAUGACAUGGGCCUCGGAAAGACCAUUCAGGUCAUUUCAUUUUUGUCAGGGAUGUAUGAUGCAGAACUGGCCAAUCAUACCCUGUUAGUCAUGCCAACCUCGCUUAUAAAGAACUGGGUCCGUGAGUUUGCCAAGUGGACCCCUGGCAUGAGGGUGAAAGAGUUUCACGGGGCAAGCAAAGCUGAGCGGAACAGGAACCUGGAACGAAUCCAACGCAAAGGAGGAGUUGUCAUUACCACCUACCAGAUGCUCAUCAACAACAUUGAGCAACUUGCAUCAUAUGACCAGCGUGAGUUCAAAUGGGACUAUGUCAUCCUGGACGAGGCCCACAAAAUCAAAACCUCAUCCACUAAGACUGCUAAAAGUGCUCACGCCAUACCUGCUAGACAACGUGUGUUACUUACGGGCACUCCAGUACAGAAUAACCUACGAGAGAUGUGGGCGCUGUUUGACUUUGCUUGCCAGGGGUCACUGCUAGGAACCUCAAAAACAUUCAAAACCGAAUAUGAGAAUCCAAUCACACGUGCAAGGGAGAAAGAUGCCACGCCUGGGGAGAAAGCUCUUGGAUUGAGGAUUUCUCAGAACUUGAUGGACAUCAUCAAACCUUACUUUCUCAGGCGGACCAAAGCAGAUGUUCAGCACAAAAAGCAAAAACAAGAAGAAGGCUAUCAUGAUGAGGAAGAUCAAGAGAACAAAUGUCCAAAUGCUAGCGAAGGUGCAGAGAUGCCAUCGCUGACACGAAAAAACGAUCUCAUUGUGUGGACAUACCUCAGCUCGGUGCAGGAGGACAUUUAUAAUCAGUUCAUCUCACUGGAACAUAUUAAGGAGUUGCUGAUGACUAACAGGUCGCCGCUGGCAGAGCUCACGGUUUUGAAGAAGCUCUGUGACCAUCCCAGACUGCUUUCCAAUCGAGCUGUGACUCAGCUAGGCCUGGAGCAAGGUUCUGCCUUUGACUCCAUCCAUCCAGACAUUGAGAGCGAGUCGGCUGUGAGUCAGAUCGAUUACAUUUCAGAUGACACUUUGGUUGCAGAGUCAGGGAAGCUGCAGUUUCUUGUGUCUCUAAUGGAAUGUCUCCGUGAAGAAGGGCAUCGGACCCUGAUCUUCUCACAGUCGAGGAAGAUGCUUGACAUCAUGGAGCGUGUCCUGCGUAACAGAAACUUUCGCUUGCUGCGCUUGGAUGGCACAGUGACACAACUGGCCGAAAGGGAGAAGCGUAUCACGCUGUUCCAGACAGACAAACGCUACACAAUCUUCCUCCUCACCACUCAGGUGGGUGGAGUCGGCAUCACGUUAACCGCAGCAAACCGUGUCGUGAUCUUUGACCCCAGCUGGAACCCUGCGACAGAUGCUCAAGCUGUGGACCGUGCCUACCGAAUUGGCCAAACUGAAAAUGUCCUCAUCUACCGACUCAUUACCUGUGGCACUGUGGAGGAGAAGAUCUACCGCAGACAGGUGUUUAAAGACUCUCUCAUCCGGCAGACAACCGGAGAUAAGAAGAACCCGUUCCGAUACUUCAGCAAGCAGGAGCUACGUGAACUGUUUAAACUUGAAGACACACGUUCUUCCUCCACUCAGCAGCAGCUUCAGGCGAUGCACGCACAAAACCGCCGUUCUGACACCAAUCUGGACCAGCACAUCGCUCGCCUUUACAGCAUGGAGAUGUUCGGCAUCUCCGACCAUGACCUCAUGUUCACUAAAGAGGCAGCAGCCGAUGAAGACAUCCCUGAAGAUGCAGAGUCCCAUAAUUACAUACAAACACGUGUCCAGAAAGCACAAGAACUCAUGCAGGCAGAAUCAGAACUUCACGGCCAGCUCAUGGACAGCAUGGCCCAGAACACUGAACCGGCUUGGCUCAGGCAAACAGGGCAACCGAAAUCUGCUGGAAGAGACCGCCCAGCCCCUCCCCGUAUAAAAAAUGGGCCGGUGACAGUGGAUCUGACUCAUAACAGUUUUGAUGAGCCAGAACUGGAGGAAGAUGAGCAGAACUCUCUGCCAGUUGAGGAAGUGGUAGAGGUUGUAGAUGAAGAAGUGGAAGUUGUAGGUGAAGAAGUGGAAGUUGUAAGUGAAGUGCAAGUGGAAAAGGAGUCUCCUUGUUCUGGUGGAGAAAGAAACGUGCAUGUUCUAAAGACUGAGGUUAGCCCUGUUGCCGACAAGCUAGCUCACAAUGUGAUCACGUUGGAUGACAGUUCAGAUGAGGCGGACAGUAAUGCAGCAUCUGAGCAUCAAUACUCACAGCACAGCUUCUCAAGUCCUUCUCACCAGUUUCCAAAGUUAGAAGAACUUUCUUCAGCAUCUGAUGCUCUUGAUAAUAGAGAGGUUCAGACGGAAGAGCCCCUUUCCACUGUCCUUUCGUUACCCCCUUCUCUACAUGAGGCCACAGCUGGAAAGUCUUUUCAAGCAGAGGUGGAAAUGCUUCAGGGAAACUUCAACCUGCAGCUGGAGGACAGUGCAGAUAUGUUCUCCGUUGAAGAAGAGGAAGUUUGUGAAGUGGAGGAGUCGGUAGCAGAGGAAAGUCCUGAGUUUCAACUUCAGAUGGACAUCAGUGGAGAAAGGCUGGAAGAAGCAAGUAUCCAUGAUAGCAGACAAGAUAGUAAACAAACCAACAGUGAAAUCAGUAACUAUAACAACAGCGAGGUCAGCAAGCAUGAAUCUCUUUUGAGGAUCCGUUCUGCUCCGGACACACCUGCGGAUGACUCCUUUGUACAUUCUGUUCGGAGAAAGAAAAGGCAGAUUAUCUCUGACACUGAAGAAGAAGAAGAGGAGGAGGAUGAAUCGGAGAAGCCAUGUUUAACUAGCAGUCCAUUAGCUGAUGACCUCAGCAGGUUGGGCACUUCCACACCGAAAUCCACUUUUACUGACGGAGCUCGACUCCGCCGCAGCUUGAACACUUCUGUGGCAUCAAGAAGGUCCUUCGUUGUGUCCAUGCUGGAGAAUGAAUCUGAUGAGGAGUCAGCAGAGCCCAGUGAAGAUAAAUCCAAAUCCUUUGAGACAUCUGAAGCCAGUGAGAAUCGUGAAUCAGUGGAGGAAGAGGAGGACCUCAGUAGAGGUGAAACCAAAUCCAAUGAGAUAUCUGAAGCCAGUGAGACUCGUGAAUCAGUGGAGGAAGAGGAGCCACCCAAUGGAGAUAAAACCGAAUCCUAUCAGAUAUCUGAAGCCAAUGAAACACAUGCAGAUGAGUCGCUGGUGGAAGAAGAGGAGCCCAGUGGAGAGACUUUAAACACAGAUGAGUCCAAAAGCGACGAGGAAUUUGAGGAGGUGGAAGACAGUGUGGAGUCAAGAGGAGACCAGGAAUGGCACAGCGCUCUGCUUGAAUCCACUGCUGAUGUUGAGCUAGGCUCUAGUGAAAUGAUGGACCAGUGUGCCCCUAAAACAUUCCCUCCUGGAAUGCACAUUCUUCCUGUUAGCUCCACAAGCAGUGACGUGACUGCUGCUAAAGCCUCUGAGAACAUAUAUGAGUCGUUGGUCCUGUCUGGGAAGCAGAGUUUGGCGGAGGGAAGAAAGCAGGAAGCUCUGGAUUUCUUUCUAAAGGCAAUAGACAUUAAUACUGGUGACGCUGAGAUCCAACUCUUGAUUAUUCAGUUGUAUAGGCAACUUAGCCAAUAGGGAAAUUAAAAUGUACACAGCGAUAUAAGACUUUAUCAUAUCUGUACCGUGUUGGCAAACUGUUUGUCAUGCCUUUUUCUCUCUGCUUGUUAGUAAAAAGAAAUUGCAGAUUGAAUGUGACUGAAACAUACAGAACUGACCAGAGGAACUAGUUAAGAAAAAUGUUGUGUAUGCUAAUAGUGUUCUUGAAAUACUGAAUUUUCCCAGUAGUUCCUCUGAAUGUUUAUUUGUUUAUAUUGAUUUGUAUGUUUCUUUGGUUUACACAAAAAAAAAAAAAAAAAAAACUGUUCAAUUUACUAUAUUCUGACAUAUAGAUUGUGGAGGGGGGGAAAUAAAUUCUUAAAGGUUUCAUAGCUUGUUUUCUGCAUGAUUUUUCCAGAUAUAAAUCUAUAUUCUUAUUUUCCACAUUAACUUCAUUUCAGGUGAGAGUUUCUAACUGUUUGUACCACUUAAUAAAUGACCAGAAGCUCUUGUCUAAAAA
Ctenopharyngodon idella (grass carp) is the source of this 4587-nucleotide messenger RNA. It is a transcript of the gene ercc6l, whose product is annotated as excision repair cross-complementation group 6-like. Gene Ontology annotation, molecular function: ATP binding; ATP-dependent chromatin remodeler activity; DNA translocase activity. NCBI's taxonomy places the organism in Eukaryota, Metazoa, Chordata, Actinopteri, Cypriniformes, Xenocyprididae. Bases 117 to 4106 code for a protein of 1329 amino acids. The transcript is spliced from 4 exons. The record is from RefSeq and is a predicted model, not a curated record.